Messenger RNA from Sipha flava (yellow sugarcane aphid), 3142 nucleotides. Its product is annotated as thyrotropin-releasing hormone-degrading ectoenzyme-like. Bases 171 to 2903 code for a protein of 910 amino acids. The record is from RefSeq and is a predicted model, not a curated record. Gene Ontology annotation, molecular function: metalloaminopeptidase activity; zinc ion binding; peptide binding. Gene Ontology annotation, cellular component: cytoplasm. Gene Ontology annotation, biological process: peptide catabolic process; proteolysis. Lineage: Eukaryota; Metazoa; Arthropoda; Insecta; Hemiptera; Aphididae. The transcript has 12 exons.
ACACGCGCGAUCGGUCGGGGCACACCGUCGAAUCGGAACUGACAACUUUUCUCGCUGUUCCACGACAACGGCCAAUGCUCCGAUAGCCGAAGCCGAACACCGAAUCCGUUACGAAGUGCCCGAUCCGAUCGACUGCUGCCCGCGGCUAUUUCGGAACCGCACCGCCGGCCAUGGUUUCGGACCGGUCGAAAUGCGUCGCGUGCUUGCUGUUGUGCUGGCUCUCGGCGACCCUGACGCUCGGCUCGCAGGACGUGCAGGACGUGCAAGACCCGAUCGAUUACGGUUUGCCGGACCACACGGAACCGGUGUCGUACGCGUUGAGCAUGAGGCCCGUCAUCAAUCCCGUCAACGGCACGUACACGUUCAACGGCAGCGUCGAGGUGGUCAUAUCGGCGGUGCGCUACACGACCGUGGUGGUGCUCAACUCCAAGGACCUGAUCGUGUCCUCGGUGUCCGGCUUCGAAGACGUCCGCACAGGACGUCACGCGGUGGCCGUGGAGGGUUUCGAGUGCGACGCACUCCGCGAACAGUUGAUCGUCACGCUCGCGCGGUCCCUGGUGCCCACCCGAUUUUACCGGUUCACCGUCCAGUUCUCCGGCACGUUGCGCAACGACUUCACAGGAUUUCACAAAUACUUUUACGACUCUACCAACGGAUCGAGAUGGAUAGCUCUGACUCAGUUCAAGCCAGUGUAUGCCAGGAGAGCUUUUCCUUGCUAUGACGAACUGAAGUUCAAAACUCCGUUCAAGAUAUCGAUCGCUAGACAAAUCAAGCAUUUCUCACUGUCCAACAUGCCACUGAUCCUUACUGAAAUCAAUCCACGGAGCGGUUGGGCAUGGGAUCACUUCGAAACUACAAAACCAAUACCCACGUUUUUAGUAGCGUUUAUGGUAUCUGAUUUCGAUAGAAACGCAUUGAACGACGAGAGUAUUGCCAUGUACACGCGAAAAGAGUUCAUCGAGAACACGGCGUAUAUGAUGAAAAAAGUGCCGCAAUUACUCGAAAGCGUAGAGAAGUUCACUGAAAUACAGUACAUGUUACCCAAGUUAGACUUGGUGGGCGUUCCUUUAUUAGAUGCCUAUAAUAUGGAAAAUUGGGGUCUAAAUUCUUACGAGGAAUUCUACGUGACUUUAUCGAACAAUUCAGAAAUGGAGGACAAGAUUUCAGGAAUCAUGACCGUGCUACACGCGAUUUUGCGCCAGUGGUUCGGCAACAUGGUGACGACCCCUACGUGGGACUUCUCGUGGUUGAACGAGGGAAUGUGCAACUAUUUGAACUAUUACUUAGCGGACACGAUCGAACCCGGAUGGAACUUACACGAACGGUUUAUCGAAAACGUGCAUCAGCGAGCCCUGACCUGGGAUCAAUACGACGACACGCACCCGCUGACGCUUCCCCGACUGAAUUCGGAAGAGAUCAUAGACGGAUUCGACGUGAUCACGAUCGACAAGAGCGCAGCGUUAUUCAGAAUGUUGAAGCACGCAGUGGGCGAAUCUUACUUCAAAAUGUCGUUGAACAAAUACCUCGACGAUUUCGCGUACGCGGAGGCCCUUCCCAGAGAUCUGUGGAGCGCGUUCGACAACAUGCUGUACGACGACGACGUGGAAAUCGGAGGCGGCAACGUCACGGUUGAGGCGUACAUGCGCACGUGGACGGAGCAGGCCGGCUACCCGCUGAUCGACGUCCAGCCGGCGGCGGACGGUUCCGGUGCGGUCAUCGUGACGCAGGAACACUUUUCUUUGUCGGUCCCGCGCCAAACGAACGGCACGAAAUGGUUUGUCGGCCUCACGUAUACCACGGAGCGGACCGGAGAUUUCGACCAGGUGACACCGACCGUCUGGUUGAAGCCCGAGGACGAACAAACAAUCGUACCUAUGGCCGUCGAUUCAGGAUGGACGAUAUUUAACAUCCAGUCCACAGGUUUCUACCGCGUGAACUACGACCAAAAGAAUUGGAAGCUCCUGUUGAUCCAGUUGAUCACCGAACCCGACCGGAUUCACGUGCUGAACCGAGCCCAAAUCGUGGACGACGCGUAUCACCUGUCCAUGGCUAACGUGGUACCGUACGACUAUUACAUAUCGUUGCUCGAGUACCUGCUGAUGGAAGACCACGUGGUGCCUUGGAACACCGCGGUGAACGGGUUAUCGUCGACCCUGGACGGGCUCCGGCGUUACCCGGCGGAACAUCGAAAGUUCGAGGAAUACGCGAACGGCUUGGCGGAGAUUCUGUACGACAAAUUGGCCGCCAACAAGAUGGGCGACGAGUCGACGAAAAUCGGCAGGAGCAGAUUGUUAGCGUGGACGUGCAAACUGGGCAACUCGCGGUGUCGAACGUCAGCGUUGAAACACUUUGACGCGUGGGCCGACGGACACGGUAUCCCGCCGGAAACGGAAGAAGCUGCUUUCUGCGAGGGCAUGAAAAAAGGCGAUUUCACGGUUUGGUCGAAAAUGUACAAGUUCUAUACGGCCGUGCGCUCGCCGUCGCGCAAGAAAAUCGCUCUGAGAGCUUUGGCCUGCGCGGAAGACGUUGAAACGCUGUUCAAACGUCUACGGCUACUGCGAUUGGAUGGCACGGGUCCGGCAGGCACGAAUAACUUCAGGACCGUUUUCGAAAAUGUCGCCACCACUUCCCAGGGCGUCCGGGCACUGGCCGAUUUCCUGUUGCGUGAGCUCGACGUGAUCCUGGCGCUGGACGACGGUCACCGGUUGGCCACGUUCGCGUACUCCGUGUUGGCGUCGAAAGUGGCGAUGGACGACGAAAUACGGACGAUGAACGAGAUAAGAGCAGCUGCUCGGUCGACCCGUCUCAAAUCCGCGUUCGACCAAAUACACGAGAGAAUUGAAUCGAAUUCGAAAUGGAUAGAACGGGAUCUCAAGAAGAUCAUCAGAGCGAUCGGCAAAUGAAAACGAUCCGGACAUUUCAGUACCUACUACACGAACCCACGAACUGUUUACUAUGUAUUAUGCAUUAUUAUCAAUGUGUUACCGAACUUGUAUUUUUAUAAAAUACUUAAUCGCACUACGCUCCGUUUCCGUGCACCUUCAAUAUAACACAUUUAUUGUUUAUAUUAUCACCGUAGUAAAAAUAUGUGCACACGGUGAAUGUGCUAAUAAAUUAUUGUUUCCUUAUUGCGAAACGUCAA